Protopolystoma xenopodis is the source of this 633-nucleotide messenger RNA. Lineage: Eukaryota; Metazoa; Platyhelminthes; Monogenea; Polystomatidea; Polystomatidae. The record is from the annotation of a GenBank genome assembly.
AUGAGCACUUUUCCUAUAGACACGACAAAAACUCGUCUUCAAGUUCAAGGUGAAAUAACGGGUAAUGCCGUAGCUAAAUUUAAGGGUGGAACUUAUCGUGGAAUGUUUCAUGCUUUUCACAUGAUAUCAAAAUAUGAAGGAGUCAUGACAUUAUACAAGGGUUUGAGUGCAGCAAUUUUAAGACAGACGGUUUAUGGUACCAUCAAGAUAGGGCUUUACAAUCGAUUUAAGCACGAGGUUCUUGGUAUUAACGUUUUAUGUGCUAUGACGGCGGCCGUCAUAUCAAGCGCAAUUGCAAGCCCUACUGAUUUAUUAAAAGUAGGUUUACAUUUAGUACGCUCGUUUAUUAAUAUUCGCAUGCAGGCUCAUUCUGGUUCAGAAAAUACUACUUUUCUCACUUCUGCCAGGGAAUUAAUUGCAAAGGAAGGUAUUACUGCACUCUAUAAGGGUGUUCUUACUACUGCCACUCGAUCUGCUAUCGUUUGUGGUGUUGAACUACCAAUUUAUGAUUUCAUCAAAAAACACUCUAUUUUAUCAGGACUUCUUGAUGACAACAAAUUAUGCCAUUUCUUCUCUAGCUUUUCAGCUGGGCUAAUGGGUGCCAUUGCUUCAAAUCCAAUAGAUGUUGCAAGA